Mollisia scopiformis is the source of this 1610-nucleotide messenger RNA. RefSeq names its product putative sphingoid long-chain base transporter RSB1. Gene Ontology annotation, cellular component: fungal-type vacuole; plasma membrane. The transcript has 3 exons. NCBI's taxonomy places the organism in Eukaryota, Fungi, Ascomycota, Leotiomycetes, Helotiales, Mollisiaceae. Bases 427 to 1392 code for a protein of 321 amino acids. The record is from RefSeq and is a predicted model, not a curated record.
UUACAAUCUUACAAUCAUCCAUGCUACGUACCAUACCAUUCAGCAAAGCCUCCCAGUAUGCGAAAAUGCACAUUACUUCAUUACAAGGAGACACAACUGAUUCGCGAUGACAUUUCGUUGCGGACGGAUGUCAUGCCGCAAACGCAGUCGGAGUCGGCAUUGCCAGGUUGAACGCCUCUUUCUGCAGCCACAAUUCCAUCAAGACGACCACAAAAUGCUUCGGAGGUAUACAAUUGUCAACGACAGAAUGAAUCGGAUGAAUGAAGUAUCGAUUCUGCAGUAGCUGGAAAUUCUUAAAAGCCCAAAGAUCGACGACAAAUGUCAGAAUGUCCAGAUAACAGAACAAGUUCUAUCAGUCAAUUUUCUUUCCAACCUGAAAUCAAAUCACAAUUGUCUUUUUGACUCUAUUGCAAGUGUCGUGUCAUUAUGUCAACCUUUUCAAGUCUACUCGAUGUCAGAGCGACACCCAACCAGUUCGAAAAUUGUACAUUUGAAACAUGCUCCCUAUCAAGUUCGUUCUGGUACUAUCGACCAUCUUUAGUCGCCAACUCGAUCUUUCUUUCCCUUUUCGCCCUCUCCCUCCUAGCUUUUAUCCUUACAUAUCUCCUCACCCGACGAUUUGGCAUCUUCACUGUCGCACUCGCCUGCUGCUGCACCCUUGAAAUUAUCGGCUACCUCGGCCGCAUUAUAUCUUACUCCAAUCCAUGGCACGAAACUGGUUUCCUGCUUCAAAUUGUUUGCUUGACCAUUGCACCAAGUUUCAUGGCUGGAGGCAUCUACCUCUGUCUACGAAACAUCGUGGAAGUGUUUGGCUCAGAAAAAUCUCGAAUAAGACCAGAAUCUUACACUAGGAUCUUCAUUCCGUGUGAUGUUAUCUCUUUGAUUCUGCAAGCUCUUGGUGGGGCCAUGGCAUCUAUGGCUAGUCAUCAGGGCCACUCUUCGGCAUUGGGUGAUCACAUCAUGGUCGCUGGGUUGGCAUUCCAAGUCUCGACUUUGACUUUGUUCAUGGCAGUCUGUAUCGACUUCGCUGUGAGGACUUCAAAGCAUCCAGACGACAAUAGAGAUGACACGAAACUUCUCAGCGUCCGGUCUACAAAGCGAUUUUCUCAAUUCAUCUUUUCGUUAGCUAUUGCCACUAUCUGCAUCUUCAUUCGCUCUAUCUAUCGUGUCGCCGAAUUGUCUGAAAGCUGGACCGGUCACCUCAUUCGACAGCAGUGGCUGUUCGUUGGUUUGGAAGGCGUGAUGAUUGUUGUUGCUUUUGCUGUCCUGAACAUAUCUCACCCCGCUUUCUGCUUCGACGCAAGAUCGGCGGCUAGUACUGGUGCAGAGAUUUCCGACGAGUUCACUUCGGGAGAUCAGGCCAAAGAAAUGGACUCCGAGAAUAGAGUUUGAGUCUUCCUCAAGAAGGCGAUCCUGGCCAAAGGUUAUGGCGACGGUCAGAGGCGACAGCUGGGGAUACCAAAUUGUUCAUAAAGCAUAUUUUCUUCCUUACGGUGGUGUUCGCUUCUAGAUAUUUUUGAUUUUCUAAAAUUUAGAUGCUCUACGUCAUGAUUCCUGUAUGAUUUAAUUUUAAGGAGUAUUUGUUGCAGAUAGAAUGUCAGCUCCACGGU